Molecule: messenger RNA, 3430 nt
Organism: Bactrocera tryoni
Lineage: Eukaryota; Metazoa; Arthropoda; Insecta; Diptera; Tephritidae
Exons: 7
Coding region: 455-3199 (914 amino acids)
Source: RefSeq, a predicted model, not a curated record
CCUUUGCUUGAAUGGUGAAAUCUUUGGAAAAGAGAAUUCGAAAGAUAACAGCUUCUGAUAUUUCACUCCCUAUCAAUGUGUUUCACGUAGAAGCAUAACGAAUUUCAAUUGAGAGUGCAAGGUUGUAAGGAAUUGCCAAGGAGAAAGUGAUGUGCCUCCGAAAAGCAGAAGUGGAUACAAAUUGACUUAAUAUAAACUCACACGAAAAUCCCCGCAGGAGAUAACUCUUCAUUAGUAAAACACAAAUACGGAUAUUAACUACAACAAAGGACUGCAAAAUCCAGGAGACUAAAGACACGCAAACAAAGGCAAGCGAUAAAGAGAACAAACAAUCAGAUUCAAAGUCAGCAAAUUUAUUCCUCAAGCCGCAUUCUUCCGUGAUGUGAUAAAUAAAAUGCCGUUGAGGUCAAUUAGGUGAAAGAAAACUGGUGAAACCUAGCAAAUACAGCACUCGAUGGUAAUAGGCAUAAAUCGAGCGAUAGCACCCCAAGUGGCAAGUAUAGCGAUGCCAACAGAAGAUCAGAGGCCGAAUAAUUUAGCAAAAAUGUCGCACACAUUUCACCCAAAACAAAAAGCAAUAACAACAGUGAUACCUACCAGCACAACUUGUAACGGUAAAUACGACUACCAACCACAUCGACAGCGAAAUAGUAUCGCGCAUAAUAGAAAACACGCUCCACAGCGUCAACGAGCCUCCCGCGGCACAUGUCCCACCCACAAGAGUUAUGUGUUCAGCAACAGUGCACAAGUCAGGAUGCUAUGGAUGCCACAGUUACUCACAGUGGCAGCAUUCUUGAUGUGUCACAGCGUGGCAAUUGUUAACGCAACAGCAGUGCAAACACCACACCCUCUCAUCAGGGGAGUAUUCAACACUCACUCCGAUACAGCCGGUCACAGAGCUAUGCGAGCGGCGAAAUAUAGUCAACCGUUAACCGUUGAGGGGGGAAUGUACAGUGCAGAUAACAAUAGCUUCCUGCCGAUUAUCCCCAAGGACACUAGUCCAGAAUAUAUUGCACAAAAUGUGUUUACGAAAGGAGGUCAGUAUCGCGUGUUUGAGCCCACAGAUAGCGACCUGCGCACCCAAAUGACAAUGGGUCAGAAGGUAAACAGUGUCGAUGGCGUGGAGGUGAACGCCAACGCACUAAUAGCACAGCACAAUAUCAGCAUAGUGGGCGAUAUCAGUAGUGCUACGGAUGACAAUAUAAAAAUUACAGCCGAAGGAGCAAUGGUGACAAAGAUGAAGGAACAAAUGAAUUUCAAGCAAGAGACUGAGAGGGAAGCAACGCUCAGCGUAAGUGCUGGCAAAAACGAAAGGCCACUAAAGCAAACGGAGCACGCACUUGACAAAGUGGGUGCAUCAACUAACAUCGGAGCAACAGCAACAGUUUUGGGACCCAAAAGCAAAGCAUUGCCGAAAUCUUUUAAUGUUGGGCAGCUGGCUUUAGAAGAAAGAAAGGUAGGAAGUGGCCACAAAGAAAAUGUCAAACCGCAUCCGGCAACAAUAACAGACUUUGGGGAUGUCUCUCAAAAUACAGUCGGUGGUGAUAUACAAGAGCUGGAAGCCUUGUUGGUUGAAUAUGCGGAGAAUUUCUUCAACAAAGCCCAAUAUGAGCCUUCUAGUGAGCUGGUAAAUGCGUUACAACAAAAUCACACGAUGGUCGGUGGCCCGCACAAAGAGCGUCCGACACGGCAUGCCGAUGCCAACCCACACCAUCACCAUCACCAUCACAACCACCUGCACCACCGCCAACAUUCUUUGCCAGCUGUUGUACGUAAGCCAGAUGGCAAUGUGAGUGUAAAUAUUCCGCGUGCCUUGGAAUCGGGAAGGCUGCUCUUCUUUUCAGGUUUGAAAAAGGCAUUAUGGCCAGUGUAUAUCGGCUUGCAGGUGCUGAAAUCGCUGCUAUUGGCUUUGUUUAUGCCGGUAUUGAUUGGCUCAUUCAGCAAAUUCCUGGGCAAGGCAAUGACAACACGAACAGAAACUCACCUAAGGCAUACUUGGCCCGCGCUGUUGCUAAUUUCGGCCUGCUGUGUUGCGCUUGCGGCCGGUCAGGGACUGCGUUUGCCCGAUCAGCAACCUCAACAACAACAGCAACAACCUCAACAACAGCAAAAUAUUCAACAGAUUUUCGCUCCACAGCCACAACAAUUACAUCCACAACAGCAACAGCAACAGCAACAGCAACCACAGCAGCAGCAACAAUCGCCUGCUGUGAGUUAUGGACAGGAGCGCGGUUUGGGCUCAGCUUUCCUGAGUUUAAUUGGCCUGCAGCAGGAUAACGACCCCUAUUUGGCGCGCACAAACCAAAAUUGCGUGAGCGGCGAUUUAUCCGAGUGCUUCAAGACACAAGCGCUCGGCAGCUUCGAUGAAAUUUUCUAUCGCGACCAAUAUGCCUUGUCUGAUUUCGCCCGCGUCAUUCGUUUGCCUGAAACGCAGCAACGGUCACUCUUGCAGGAGCCUUUCGAGUACUCUCAGGAACCGCGCAACGAGGAUAGCGAUUGGGACCAAUUGGUAAAAUACGCACUGAGACGUGCCGAACGCUUUGUCAAGUCCACAGCAUUGGAAGUCGACGUUCCUGAGGAACUCACCGAGGCGGGACGCUAUUCUGCACGUUUCAUUGGUAACGACAUUGACAGUGAAUUGGACAUCAUUGAGGAUAAGCAUGCGCCCGUCUUCAGUAAGUCGCGCUCCAAAACAUCUCGCAAGAAGUUGAAGAAGAUGAUCAUCCCAUUGUUGUUGGUAUUGAAAAUUUUCAAGCUGAAAUUGUUGCUCUUCUUGCCCUUCAUCCUCGGCAUUGCUGGUUUGAAGAAGAUACUUGGCUUGGCUGCUAUCAUACUACCCGGUUUGUUCGCUUACUUCAAACUGUGUCGUCCACAAGGUGGUCCCGGUUUUGGCGGUGGCGCCUUCUCUGGUCUCUUUGGCAGCAAAAAUACAUUCCCCGAGUACUCACCACAAGGUGUGGGUUCAGCCACUUACUACCAUCAUCAUGAUCACUACGAGGGCGCAGGCGCUGGACAUGGUCAAUUCUAUCGCCAGGAUCCUGCCUUUUCGAAGCCAUACACAGAUUACUACAGCAAAAAUUACCAAACUGUUGGCAACGGCGGUAAUUCUGUAAGUUUUGGUGAUGCUCACGAAGCCGCUUACUCGGGGUAUUAUGGCCGCAACACUGGCAAGGAUAUACAGAGCGAGCAGAAGAGUUAGAGCGCGACGAAACCUGGCCGAGCGCCGCCAUAUUCCCUUUGCCAUCCCAGUGGCACGACUCUUUGAAGUUGUGCUCGCGUUUUUGUUUUCUUCUAAGAGUUGAGUUUUUGUUGUUUUCAUUGAUUUUGUUAUAUGCUAGUGCGUGUUUUCACCGACCGUUGAAUUGUAAAUAUUUUAGUUGCUCAAUCACUAUUUAGCUUUAGUGUUGGGCUCUCAUCCAAUGUCCUAGCU